AUGGGUAAGAAGAAGGCAUUCAUCGAUAAGAAAGCCAGUCAAAGAUUUCGGUUGGUGCCGGAUAACAGAGAAAAGAGUGAACGUUUCAAACCAACGCAGGAGCAUUUGGAAGAACAACAGAAGUAUGGAGUCUACUAUGACGACGAUUAUGAUUACUUGCAGCACAUGAGGGCUAUCAAUGAGCCAAUGAAGCUUGAAAAUGUUCAUGAAGAAGUGGAGAAAACAACGAUCAAAUCAUCAUCAUGCCCAUCUGGCUUCCCUCCGGCUCCUCCACUUUUUGGACUUACGGGAGUCAUGAAAAAACCAGAAUUUUUCGACGAAGAUGUUGCCAAUGCUUUAGAAGAUGGAACCGAUGAUAGAAGCGGAGGAGAACUCGAGGAUAAUUUCAUCUCACUAGCUGGAGGAGUUCUAGACGAGCGAACCAUGCUGUUCCGUGAUGUGAGACGAGAUGUCGACUCGGAUGAAGAAGAGGAAGAAGAAGAGGAUGGUGAUGGUCAGAUGUACGACGAUUAUAAUGACGAGGAGUUGUUCGGUGAGGAAGCGGUCGGAGAAAUCAAACCAACUAGAGCUGAGCAAAGAGUUAUCGAUGACGCCUUCGAAGAGCUCAUGGAUAGAGAAUACAACACUGAACAGAUUGGAGAGCUUGAUGGAGACGACUAUGAGGUAGGAGGAGCACUCGAGCCAAACGCGGGACGUCUUCACAAACUCGUCAAUGACAAAGGACCUUCGAAUGCUGAGUAUGAUGAAGAGCUCGCCAAACACUAUGUUCGUGAACGGUUGCGCCUCAUUGAGGAAGGAGUCAUCAAAGACAAAGAAGAGUACGAAAUUGUGGAAGUGGAUGAGGGAACUAAUAAGAAGAUGAAGUGGGAUUGCGAGUCAUUUGCAACACAAUACACAAAUAUCUACAACCAUCCAACAUUGAUUAAAGAACAGCGUGGAUUGUCUAGAAAAGCUUUGAAGCGUUUCGAUAAAGCCGUGGAGGAAAUGGAGAUUGCGGAAGAGAAUGAAGACGAGGAAGAGGAUGAGGAUAUGGAGGAUGACGACGAUGCAGAUGAUAAAGAGAGCGUCUUCUCAACCGUUUCAACAUUCCGACCAAAAGGGGAAACUCCGGAACAGAGAAACUUGAGAAAAAAGGCAGUGAAGGAGGCUAGGAAACAGAGACGAAUUGAGAAGAAGGCUAAUAAAACGAUGUUUGCUGAGGAGAAGAGAAAGCUCGCCAAAGGACGUAUCGGCCAGAUCAAAGCUCGCCCAGUCUAG
This is a messenger RNA of Caenorhabditis briggsae, 1257 nucleotides long. Bases 1 to 1257 code for a protein of 418 amino acids. Gene Ontology annotation, biological process: ribosomal small subunit biogenesis; ribosomal small subunit export from nucleus. NCBI's taxonomy places the organism in Eukaryota, Metazoa, Nematoda, Chromadorea, Rhabditida, Rhabditidae. Gene Ontology annotation, cellular component: nucleus; preribosome, small subunit precursor; cytosol. The transcript is spliced from 5 exons. The record is from RefSeq and is a predicted model, not a curated record.